AUGCAUACUUUAACAGUACAACUUCUCGACUGGAAGAUCAGAUACGAGGAGAGCGAUAAUGUUGCUGUGCGAAUAAUGCGUGGUAUUACGGAACGUGUCAGCAGUUUAUUUGGAACGCAAAACGAAGUAUCGGAAGUACUAACGGAAAUAGCAAAAGUUGACCCUUCAUUUGAUAAGGGCGAAUGGUUGCGAUUUUGUGAGAAAGACGUGAUUCCAAAUGUGCUCGAGGCAUUUAUACGAGGUGAUUUGGAGGUGCUGCAGGACUGGUGCCACGAAAGAGCUUUCGUUGCGCUAUCUACUAUCAUCAAAGAAUAUCAGAAAAUCAAGUUCAACACCAGUGACUCGCGAAUCAUUGAUAUCAGCAAAGUGGAGGUUUGUUAGAA
This is a messenger RNA of Strongylus vulgaris, 383 nucleotides long. The record is from the annotation of a GenBank genome assembly. NCBI's taxonomy places the organism in Eukaryota, Metazoa, Nematoda, Chromadorea, Rhabditida, Strongylidae.